This is a messenger RNA of Vicia faba (fava bean), 2388 nucleotides long. The record is from the annotation of a GenBank genome assembly. NCBI's taxonomy places the organism in Eukaryota, Viridiplantae, Streptophyta, Magnoliopsida, Fabales, Fabaceae.
AUGGAACGUCUUUCAGUUCCACCUGGUUUUGUAUCCCUAACAUCUUUUUUCCUGAAAAAGGAGGACAAGGUUGAGAAAACCAGCAAGUCUGAACCGAUUCCCGCAAAGACUAAACCUGAGAUGGAUGACAAUACUUCAUAUAGCCAGAUUUAUGCACAUCGGCCGUGGAUAGUAUCGGACCAGAACAGAUGCAAAUCUGAGGAAUCUUGCGCAGAGCAUCGUCCUAUGGUUAUGAAUCCCCGUACAAACUCUUCUCGUCCAAAAGGAACCAUAUAUGGAUGUCCAAACUGCAGUAAUUGUUUAAAGGUAACAGCAAGGUGGCAUCCUGAGGAUGCAAGAAAAGAAGUUCUGGAAGAUGCUCCUAUUUUCCUUCCAACAGAAGAGGAAUUCAAAGAUACACUUGGAUAUAUCGCAAGCAUACGUUCCCGAGCUGAACCUUAUGGAAUAUGCCGUAUUGUACCUCCUACGAGCUGGAAACUGUCGUGUACUCUUGAAAAAAAGAAUGUAUGGGAAAACUCUGAAUUUGUUGCUCAAACUCAGCGAAUUGAUGGGCACCAAGUUCAGCAUACACAAGAAAGUAUGGCUAGCUCUCAUGAUACUACCGAAAGCAAGAGAAGGAAAGUGAUUAAAGGAGAGAUGGACUCUCAUGGUAAUAGAAGCACUUGCACCUCAAAUAAUGGAAAUGUUGAAGGCUGUGGCGCCAUACAUCAACAGCAAUGGGAGCCAUCUGUUGAGAAUAUUGAGGGUGAGUACAGACGGAUUGUUCAAAAUCCAACUGAAGAAAUUGAGGUUCUCUGUGGUAACACUUCAGAGGCUGGAGAUUUUAGCAGUGGAUUUCCAAUUCCAACUGUUUCUGACCCUGAAUAUAUGAAAUCUGGAUGGAACUUAAAUAAUAUGCUUUCACUCCCAGGCUCUCUUCUUUCUUUUGAAAACCCUGAAGCUGCACAUAAAUUUUCCCCCAGGGUACAUGUGGGAAUGUGCUUUUCUCCACUUAAAUGGAAAGUUGAAGAGCACCAAUUGUACUCAUUAUGUUUCAUGCAUAUGGGUGAACCCAAAGUAUUGUAUAGUGUCCCAGGAAGAUCUGCUGAUCAGUUUGAAACAGUUUGGAAGAAGCAUCUCGGAGAUAUGAAUGCAGGAAAACCUGAUUUGCAUGAUGAUCUGGCUAUGCAGUUAUCCUGCUCGGUAUUGAAGGAAGAGGGUAUACCGGUAUAUCGUUGUGUUCAGUAUCCUCGUGAAUUUGUUCUUGUCUUCCCUGGAGCAUAUCAUUCAGGAUUUGAUUGUGGUUUCAACUGUUCUGAAGCAGCAAGCUUUGCUCCUCUUGAGUGGCUGCCUCAUGGACAGAAUGUUGUAGAGCUAUAUUGUGAACAGAAGAGAAAGACAUUAAUUUCGUACGAUAAGCUGUUACUGGGAGCAGCAAGGGAAGCUGUGAGGGUCCGCUGGGAAAUUGAUAUACUUAUGAAGAGCACGCCCGACAACUUAAUGUGUAGAGAUGCAUAUCAAAGAAAUGGGAUCUUAAAAGAAACUUUGAAUUCUCGCAUCAGUAGUGAGAAUUUGAAGAGGAAAUUUAUUUCUACUUCUUUCAAAUCAGAAAAAAUGGAUGAAAGCUUUGACGCCAGUUGUAAAAGGGAAUGUAGCAUAUGUCUGCGUGAUUUAUUCCUGUCAGCUGUUGGUUGUUCGUGUUCAGAUGACAAGUUUGUCUGUCUUGAUCAUGCAAGAAAGCUUUGUUCUUGUCCUUGGACAGACAAAAUACACCUCUACCGUUACGAAAUCAGUGAAUUGGAGGUUCUUCAUCAAGCUUUGCAUGGGAAACUAAGUGCAGUCUAUAAAUGGGCCAAAGAAGAUCUUGGUUUAACUGUGCGCUCGAUGGCCUCCAAGAGAUCAAAACAAACCCCAGAGAAAGUAAUUGGUUCAGUAGGUUUAUUGAAAGAACCUAUAUCGCAGUCGCUGGAUCCAUACAACAAGUGGAAACAGCUUAAAUUGCCGACAACACCAAUUGCUUUGGUGGGGAAACAGAGCGAAACGUCCUUCCAAGCCAAGCGGUCCCCUGGUAACGUUCUCAGUAAUUCAAAUGUCAUUCAUCCAAAAAACAACACAACUUUACUUCAUUCAGCAACAUCAAAUGAGAUCAAAGCUAAAGAGAAAAUAGCGGGGCACAAUUCUGCUGCAAAAAGCAUUGGUGAAGGAAGAAGUAACUCUGCUGGAAUGAAACCCGAUAAUAGCAAUGCAAUUGGUGAUAAGCUCACAGUUUCAAAGAAAGUAGAAGAACCAAAAGCUUCUGAAGUUUCAUCAACUCCAGACUCGGGUUUAUUGUCUUUUCUACAAGACGGCAUUUUCGAUGAAGUUUCAUCUGAUAGUACAAGCUCUUCUAGUUCUUCAGAAACUAACUAG